Messenger RNA from Anoplophora glabripennis (Asian longhorned beetle), 1581 nucleotides. Its product is annotated as rac GTPase-activating protein 1-like. The transcript is spliced from 9 exons. NCBI's taxonomy places the organism in Eukaryota, Metazoa, Arthropoda, Insecta, Coleoptera, Cerambycidae. The annotation marks the transcript as partial. The record is from RefSeq and is a predicted model, not a curated record. Gene Ontology annotation, biological process: signal transduction.
AUGGUAGGAACGAAAUCCGACAGUGAUGAAAGCGAUACAGGUUCUUACAGCGACUUAACUAUUGUGGCGCUAUUUGAUGACCUCAUGCAGUUGAUGAAUCAAACGAGGGACGAAAUGGUGGAGGAGGCAUUUGGCACGUUUGCUGAAAACACGAAAAUUGUAUUUACACGAUGGCAAGAUUCUGUAGCUGAAUGCCAGAGGCUACAGAAAGCACUCGAUAUUAGGACACAAGAAUUUAAUGAAAUUGAAAGGCACCUCAAUGUAGCAAGGCGAUUAUUAGAUGAAGAAAAGAAGAUAACAAAGCAGGCUAAACAUGAACGAGAUGAAUUUAAACAUCAAAUAAGUACAGUGCGAAGGUUACUAUUCAAAGACAACCGAAUAAAGUUAGCAGACGAAAUUAAGGAACAAUUAUCAUUUUUGAACAAAGGCCGUUAUAGUUCAGGGGAACCUGCUGGUGAUAAUCACCUGAGUGCUAUUCCAGAGGUUAAUUCUACAGAUUCCAUUAAGUCAGACUUUAGUUUUUCGCGAUCUGAAGAUGAUCUGGAUAGUUCUAAAUGCUUCCAAGUUGGUAGAGAAUGGAGAAAACACAGAGUAAGCACAGAUGCUCCUGCAGAACCUGCUACCAAGAAAAGACGUUCAUCCGGAAAUAAAGUUGUCGAGAUCCGCGCAACAGCUACAGUUACGACUACAACUACUGUAACAGUAACCAACGAGGGACCAAUAAAAGCAACUUCUGUCGUCGAGUCUUUGCCAAAGACACCAUUUCCCGAGCCUCCAAUUAUAACUAGAUUACCAGAAAGUAGCGCCAACUUGAGACAGCACUGCUUCCAGCAGAAGACUGUUGUCAUGCCCGGUUCUUGUAUGUCUUGUGCGAAGCGUACACAUUUUGGAAGGUCGGUCCUUAAAUGUAGGGAUUGCAGAGCAAUAUGUCAUUUGGAGUGUAAAGAUUACUUACCUUUACCCUGUGUCCCAGCAGCAAAUACGCCUGGUAACAGAAAUUUGUUGGGAAUUAUCAGUGAUUAUACACCAGCCAUACCCCCAAUGGUUCCAGCUCUAAUUGAGCAUUGCAUGAGGGAAAUAGAACAAAGAGGGCUAAAUGAAGUUGGAUUGUACACAAUACCUGGUUCAGAGAAAGACGUGAAAAGUUUGAAGGAAAAGUUCAUCAGUGGAAGAGGUUCACCCAGUCUUAAAGAAAUUGAUAUCCACGUGAUCUGCAGCUGCGUUAAGGCAUUCCUAUGUUGUCUAACCGAGCCGCUUAUUACCUAUAAGUUGUGGAACGAUUUUGUGCAAGCCGUCGAAGCUAAAGACGAGCAAAACAUCGUGCCUUCUUUAUAUCAUAUUAUUUCUGAGUUGCCGCAACCGAAUAGGGACACAUUAGCAUACGUAAUUCUCCAUAUACAGAAAAUCGCGAAAUGCCCACAGUGUAAGAUGCCAAUUGAGAGUCUCUUUAAAUUGUUUGGUCCUACAAUUGUUGGGUACUCUUCGAAAGAUGCCAAUCCAAAUAAUUUGAUUACGGAAACUAGGCAGCAAGACAUGGUAAUGACACGUUUGCUGAAAUUGCCAUCCGAGUAUUGGUCUUCA